Molecule: messenger RNA, 2172 nt
Organism: Pseudopodoces humilis (Tibetan ground-tit)
Lineage: Eukaryota; Metazoa; Chordata; Aves; Passeriformes; Paridae
Source: RefSeq, a predicted model, not a curated record
AGGAGGAGGUGAGGAAGAGGUAAGAAGAGGCAAGGAAGAGAGGAGGAAGCGAGGAGGAGGAGGAGAGGAGGAAGCAUCCCUUCGUCUCCCUUUCCCCGCUCCUUUCCACCCCUCUCAGGCAGCACGUUCCAACCAUCCAACAUCCCAGGCGGAGGAAGCACACCCUCCUCCUCCUCCUCACCCAAACCCCCAUCCCAGGCGGAGGAAGCAGAGCCCUCCUCCUCCUCACCCAAACCCCCAUCCCAGGCGGAGGAAGCAGAACCCUCCUCCUCCUCCUCACCCAAACCCCCAUCCCAGGCGGAGGAAGCACACCCUCCUCCUCCUCCUCACCCAAACCCCCAUCCCAGGCGGAGGAAGCAGAGCCCUCCCGCUCCAUGGCGGGGCCCAGCCCGGCCGAGCAGCUCCGCGCCGAGGCCUCGUGUCCCGUGUGCCUGGAGCUGUUCCAGGAGCCCGUGUCCAUCCCCUGCGGCCACAGCUUCUGCCGGGGCUGCAUCGAGCGCUGCUGGCAGAGCUGCCGGGGCUCCUUCGCCUGCCCGCGCUGCCGGAACGUGGCCCCGGAGCCCGGCCUGAGACCCAACCGAGAGCUCGGGCACGUCGCUGACAUCGCCCGGGGGCUGCUCCCGGCGGCACCGGGUUCCCUCUGCGGGCGGCACCGGGAGCCGCUGCAGCUCUUCUGCCGGGACGAGCGGGCGCUGCUGUGCCUCGUGUGCGGCCGCUCCCGGCUCCACCGGCUGCACCGCGUCGUGCCCGCCGAGGAAGCGGCCCAGGAGUACAAGGAGCAGAUCCAAAACUGCCUCCAGGCUUUGAGGGAGGAGAGAGAAAAAUACCUGGAAAGCCGAAAAUCCGGCGCUCAGAGGAGUUUGCACCUGGACAAAACCAGGAGCGAGGGGCAGCGGAUGGCGCAGGAAUUCCGGGAACUGCAGCGAUUCCUGGAGGAGAAGGAGCGUCUCCUCCUAGCCCAGCUCGGGGACCUGGACAGGGCCAUCGGCCGAGCCCAGGACGAGGCGCUGGCCAAGGUCUCGGAGGAGUUAUCCCAGCUGGACACCCUCAUCUGGGAGAUGGAGGGGAAAUUCCAGCAGCCCCCGAGCCACUUCCUGCAGGACCUCCAGCAGCUCCUGGACAGCUGUGAGAUGAUGAAGUUCCACCCCCCGGCCGAGAUUUCCUCUGAUCUGGAGAGGAGCCUCGAGGAUUUUGUCCAGAGGAACAUCCUGGUGAGGGGCGCCUUGAGGAGAUGCCAAGACAGCCUCAUGUUCCAGCUGCAGGAGCCGGCCGACGUCACCCUGGACCCCGGCACGGCUCAUCCCCACCUACAGCUCUCGGAGGACGGAAAAGAAGUGCGAGGGCAGCUGGUGCCGAGGGACGUCCGGGACCACCCCGAGCGCUUCGACUUCGAGCCCUGCGUGCUGGGGCGGGGGGGCUUCGCCUCGGGCCGGCAUUUUUGGGAGGUGGAGGUGGGGCAGGGCGGGGUGUGGGCGCUGGGCGUGGUGCGGGAGUCCGCGCGCAGGAGGGGCCCCCUGAGCCUGACCCCCAAAGAGGGGGUGUGGGCGCUGGAGGCCUUUCAUUCCCUGACCUCCCCCCGCGCCAGCCUCCGCCUGCAGCCCCCGCCCCGGCGGCUCCGGGUCUCCCUGGACUACGAGGGGCGCCGGGUGGCUUUCUUCAGCGCCGGCGACGACAUUCCCAUCCUGGAAUACACCCGGGCCGCCUUCAGCGGGGAGAGGGUCCUGCCCUGGUUCAAGAUCGGGAUGGGGGCGCGGCUGCUGGAGGUGACGCGGUGCUGCGAGGACCGGGCGGUGGCCGGGCAGGUCACGUCGCCGCUGGACUGGGUGGGCUUCGGCUUCUCGCUGCGGAUCUGCCCCUGAGGGGCUGCGGGGACGUGUCCCGAGCGAUGCCGCGGGAAUUCGCCGCCCCUCUGCGUCCGUCGGGAGCUCUGGGAUGGCCCCAGGGAUCGGCCGGCGGCCGAGUGGAGCCCUGGGGGCGGAGAGCCGGGCUCCGUGUGUGUGGAUUUUACCUUUUACCCUUGGCAGAAUGGAUCCUCCCGCUUUCCUCUCUUCCCAAAGUGCUUUUUGUCCAGGGUGUGUCCUGAACCCUUCACCUCUCGCUUUGGGGAGCUGUUUCCCAUCUCUGUCCACGUCCCCGACGUUUGUCUCAAAUAAAAGAACAUUUUGUGUUGCA